AGUUAAGAGUGCGAGUCUGUCUAGGAUAGAAGGUUACUUGUGAUUAGAUAGAAGAUUAGUGGUGCUUUUCAGAAUAGUUUGUGCUGAAAGAUACUUAGGUAUUUUAGAAUAUGAAUACCUAGUGAUCCGCUUGAGAACUUUACUAUUAAACUCUAGUUAUCCAAACUAUCCAAUUGGAACUAUGAAGACUCAGUUAUUGUAGUGAACUCUCAAAACAACUUCACUCCAAAACUCUAGUGUUUCAAACGUUUCUAUCAAGACUAUUAGCUACCAGUGACACUCGUAAACUCUCAAAAAAUCUACCCCUGAACUCUAGUUUUCCAAACGUAUUUAUCAAAACUAUGAACUCCCAGUGACUGACUUACCCUAGUGGACUCUCAAGAACAACUUCACUCCAAAACUCUAGUGUUUCAAACGUUUCUAUCAAGACUAUUAACUACCAGUGACACUCGUAAACUCUCAAAAAAUCUACCCCUGAACUCUAGUUUUCCAAACGUAUUCAUCAAAACUAUGAACUCUCAGUGACUGACUCUUAUGAACUGUUAAGAACAACUUUACUCCAAAACUCUAGUGUUUUUAAAGUUUCUAUCAAGACUAUGAACUCCCAGUGACUCUAGUGAACUCUAAUUUCAAACUCUACCCCUGAACUCUAGUUUUCCAAACUUAUUCAUCAAAACUAUGAACUCCCAGUGACUGACUCCAGUGAACUCUUAAGAACAACUUCACUCCAAAACUCUAGUGUUUUUAGAGUUUCUAUAAAAACUAUGAACUACUAGUGACUCUAGUGGACUAACUCUACUUUCAAACUCUAGUUUUCCAAACUUAUUUAUCAAAACUAUGAACUCUCAUUGACUGACUCUAGUGAACUCUUAAGAACAAAUUCACUCUAAAACUCUAGUGUUAUAAACGUUUCUAUCAAAACUAUGAACUAGUGAACUUCUAGUGAACUAAUUCUACUUUCAAACUCUAGUUUUUCAAACGUUUUAUCAAAACUAUGAACUGCCAGUGACCUACAACAAUGUACAACUCUAUAAUCACUAGUUAUUGGACUCUACCAACCGUCCUAAUCCUCCUCGGCGGUACACUAGUUUCGGCCGUUCCUCUCACCUGGACGAUCCCAGCUUUCGACCCAGACAAUGACGCUUUCGUCCUACCCGAGUCGAUCAUCCCCACCCAAUACAUACUGAGCCUGGUACCCGACAUUAAAUCAAAGAAAUUCCACGGGGAAGUUGAUAUUCUGGGACAGACAGAUGAUACAGGGUCGGAAGUUAGUAGAGUGGUGUUGAAUGCUGACGAUAUAAAAGUGAAAAGUGUGCAGAUGGUCGAUUUGACGGACGGAGGGAAAAAAGUGGAGAUUAGGGAUUUUUUGAUUAAGAGGAUUCCCCAGUGGUUGGUGGUGACCCCUGUUCAAAAUCUCACGGCCAAUUCAGACUACCAGCUGAGGAUUAAGUUUGAAGGGAAUUUCGGAAUUGAGGCGGGGAUGUACCAUGCCAGCUAUGAUGAUGAUUAUACGAAGAUUGGCGGAGAUGUUGUCCUGACUGAGUUCCAAACAACGUAUGCCAGGAAAGUGUUUCCAUGCUGGGACGAACCCAAAUACAAGGCUUCUUUCAUAAUCAAGGUGGCCAGAUAUCCAGACCAGAUAUCUCUCUCCAAUAUGCCUCUCAAGAGUACAUCAGUUCCUGACAGCCCCCACGAGGACAACAGAGUCUGGGACACCUUCGAGGAAUCUCCCGACAUGUCGACCUAUCUGGUGGCAGUAGUGGUAGCCGAUCUGGUCUCCAUCAGUGACCCAGAACGCAACCUGUCCAUCUGGACGCAGCCGGACGCAGCCGCCCAGCAGGGCGCCCAGUAUGGACUCAACCUGACUGGACGGUUGAUGGAUCAGAUGGAGCAGUGGACGGCCAUUGACUACACACUGCCCAAGUUGGAUCAGGUGGCUCUGCCCAAACUCAGGCAUCAGGCCAUGGAGCACUGGGGGGUCAUUGCUUUCAGCGAACGUUUUCUGGUGGUGGACGACAUGGACUCUCUAAAACAAAAGCAACAGGUGGCAUUCCACAUUUGCCACGAACUGAAACGUUUCCUGAUGACCAACUCAUCAGGCGAGCAAUCGGCUAAAUCACCCCGCUGGUGGAUUCCCCUCUCCUACACGACCAGCACCGAACUGGAUUUCAACGACACGAGACCACGUGAAUGGUUUAACGUGUCCAAUGCUUUCCACCAGGUCGAGAUCAACCUCGAUGAUGAUGAGUGGAUAAUGUUCAAUAUUCAACUUGCAGGUUUCUACCGUGUGAACUACGACCCCCAUACCUGGAACCUCCUCAUCGACGACAUGAUCAGCUGUGAGUUUGCAGACAUCCACCCUCUCAACAGAGCUCAGCUUCUAGACGAUGCCUUCACACUGGCCAGUGCAGGGUACCUCAACUAUACUACUGCACUCAACCUCAGCCAAUACCUGGCGCAUGAAACCGACAUCAUACCUUGGACCACUGCCUUCGAUAUUUUCAAAACUCUGGAAGCCAAGUUGAUUGGCACGCCUGCUAGGCCCUUGUUUAGGCGCUACAUCCAGAUGCUGGUCUCCAACUGGUACUCAUCACUGAGCUUCGACGACGACACGACACCAGAGUGCGACACCAGUCAGCUGACGCGGAUGACAGUGGUGGCCCUCGCCUGUGGCUUCGGACACCACGGUUGCGUCGACAGGGCUCUCAAACAGGUCUACCUGCUCAUGUCCGAAGCUGAAACUCAGAUUCCGACAGACCUGGAGGACAUCCUGCUGUGUACAGCUGUGAAUGCCGGCCCAGAGGAGGUGUGGCAGUUCGUGAGGAAGCAGUACAUGUCGACCACCAGUCGUAAGAAGAGGGAGUCCUACCUGGAAGCCAUGGCCUGCUCUCAGGAUCCCAGCAAGAUCAUGCAGAUGCUUGAAGAUUCUCUGGACGUGAAAUCGGAGUUCUUCAAAAAUAACGAGGGAAAUACUCUGAUUGGAGCACUGGUUCGGAGAAAAACAAAUUCGGAGACCAUGCUGAACUUUUUCUAUAAGAAUGCGGAGGAAAUUUCAGCACUAUAUGGUCCUGAAGACUUACAGAACUAUUUCAUGUUUGCCACCCUGCAUAUGAAUCCAAUUCAGAUUGAUGAACUCCACUCGUUCAUGGAAGGCAAAAUGAAACAGCUGAACCUGACCGGCAUCAACAAAGUAUUCUCAAUCGAAAAGUACAUCUCAAUAUGAAACAAACCGAAGUCAACACUUGGUACGCCAGCUACUACCACGAUAUCUACAGGUGGCUGCUACAAGAAAACGAAACCCUAGAAACCGAUUCGACAGUCGAUACUACCUUAUCGACACGACCUAUCGAUACUAGCACACAACCCAUCGAUAGCACAAGUAUCGAUACUACAAAAAUAUCGACUCUCGAUUAUGUCACUGAAGACUAUGAGUCGACUACUGACAACGGCAUGAGCGGAGCUGGGGAGGGGGAGAUUGAUUAUGAUGAUGAUGAUGAUAACGAAGAUGAUGAUG
This is a messenger RNA of Nilaparvata lugens (brown planthopper), 3514 nucleotides long. Its product is annotated as aminopeptidase Q-like. NCBI's taxonomy places the organism in Eukaryota, Metazoa, Arthropoda, Insecta, Hemiptera, Delphacidae. Gene Ontology annotation, molecular function: metalloaminopeptidase activity; zinc ion binding; peptide binding. The transcript is spliced from 12 exons. The record is from RefSeq and is a predicted model, not a curated record. The coding region runs from base 1019 to 3223 and encodes 734 amino acids. Gene Ontology annotation, biological process: peptide catabolic process; proteolysis. Gene Ontology annotation, cellular component: cytoplasm.